UGGUUGUCUUUUUACUGGGCGGCCUCUGCCUGUGGGCUUUCUAAGUGGGAUUUUUUUUUCUCGCCUAACGAUGGACAUACCCGUGGCAACCGUUACGAUGCAGGUCUUGUCACAUAUCUCGCAUCCACCCAUUUUAGCCGGAGGAGGAGCCCUUGACUCUCUCUCACUCUUUUCCUCGAGUCUGCCAACCCCCGGAGCUGGGUUUGGAAUCUCUUGGUAUCCACAACUCACGCCAUGCCGCGCCGCCGGUGUGACCGCGAGGGGCAUUAGCCACGGCCGCGGAUGCAGAGCAACCCCUUCCACGGCCCCGACCCCUGUCCUCUCGCGAUACUCCGUUGGGAAUGCUUUUUCCACCACAGUACACAGUAGAGUGAGGAGUGCGAACCGGUCCAGGCGAAUAGGGAACGAGCGGUUUGGGGGGGGGGGCUUGUUCACGAGGUGGAAGCGGAAAGAGGCAGGAGGCCGAAAAAAGAAGAAAGAAGGUGAGGCUGCAGACCCGCCACCAUCUCCGAUUCUGCAGUCACGAAGAACUUUGUGUCAGUUUUUCUUGUCUUACAUGCGGAUGCAAAUAGAUGCGGAUGCAGCCCAGAUGCGGGAAGGGGUCUACGGAUACAAAGAUCGGGCCGGAUGGAAUACGAAAAGGAGGGUGUUGACGGGAACGGGAAAAGGGAGGUGGGAAAGGGCCUGCCGCGAAUCCAUAAGCAGAAACGACCUCUUGCAUCGCGAGGAGGAAACUGAAUCGGGGCGCAACGGCCACAUUCAAACGACGGCUGGCUGUAUUUCUGACGCGUCUUGCUCCAGCUUCAGGAGGAAACGAAGCCCUCCUGGAGUCGUGACCAUUGUCGGAUUGUCCCCAGCAGCAGCAUCAUCAUCACCGGCUAUUGGAGCCCUGCCGUUCUAUCCUCUAUCUCUCACCCUUCUCUCUCCCCUGACGCACGCACGUGGAAGAAGGCCCUCCGCUGAGAGCAAUUUGUUUGAUUGUGAGUUCCGAAACUCCUCGUAGGAAGGGAGAUCGGCCAGGCGGAACAUGGAACGAACUGCUUGUCGAGGUAUCUAGCUUCUGUGUAAGGGGGGUGGGUUAUCGACAUCCAGGUCCAGGACUCGAGGCCUGAGCCGGGUGGGUGAGAAG
Colletotrichum acutatum is the source of this 1129-nucleotide messenger RNA. RefSeq lists its product as uncharacterized. NCBI's taxonomy places the organism in Eukaryota, Fungi, Ascomycota, Sordariomycetes, Glomerellales, Glomerellaceae. The record is from RefSeq and is a predicted model, not a curated record. The coding region runs from base 71 to 1003 and encodes 310 amino acids. The transcript has a single exon.